GUGAAAUAUUUUGUUUCAUUUCCAGCAGAAUUUAUUUUGCAAUGCAAAUAAAAUCAACGUAACCGCCAAACACAGACUAGUACAACAACAAGCUUGGCUCUGUCAAUUAGCAGUUGGCCAACACUCUUCCAAUGUAAACAGUGGCAACACGCGGACUCAAUUCGGUUUAAAUUAAAAUGAAUAGAUGAUGGCCGCGGAAACAACCGCUAAAUCCAGCACCAUGCGCCUGGGAAUGUGCGAGGUGUGCGCCGCGAAGGAAGCCCGCUACGCCUGUCCCAAAUGCGAGGUGAAGACCUGCAGCCUGCCCUGCGUCCAGAUCCACAAGAAGGAACUAUCCUGCGAUGGACAGCGGGAUCGCACCAAAUUCGUGCCCCUCAGCGAGAUGACGGCCCGGGAAUUCAUGAGCGACUACUGCUUCCUGGAGGAGUGCACCCGCUAUGCGGAGAAUCGGAAAUCCGAUCAGUGCAAGCGUUUCACCCACGACCAGAGGAAUCUCCCGGUGGCGCAGCAUCGGAUGCAGACUGCGGCCAAGAAACGAAAUAUCCAACUGCGCCUGCAAUUGGCGAAUUUCAGCAGACACAAGGAGAACACCACAUAUCUGAACUGGAAGCUGGGACGUUUCUACUGGCGCGUGGAGUGGCUAUUUGCCAACAUUCCCAUCGAGGCUAAUUCUGGGGAUGUGGCCCGGUUUGUGGACGCCCGCUGUGAUGAGCAGGUUGUCCUGUCGGAUCUGAUUCUCAAGUACAUCGAUCUGCAGCAGGAGACGGCGCGCGAUCAUCGCAAGCUGCUGGCUAACCAUCAAACGGCUGGUAUUGGCCAGCUGAGUUUUUGGCUGAGAGCAGAGGGCGUGCGACGCAGCUCCACGAGGUGUUAUCCCCUGGAGGCGGCCAAAACGCUGGCCGACAACCUAUCGGGCAAAACCAUCGUGGAGUUCCCCACGAUCUUCGUUACCUACGAACCUAAACCACCGGGAGGACAUGAAGCCGUUGACAGCGGUGAAGAACUGGAGGAGGAGCCGCCUGAAAGCAAACCAGGCAAGUCAGUCAAAGCAUCCUCCAUUGCAGAGGAUCUAGAUGAACCACAUGAUGUCUACCAUGAGCUGGCUGCCGCCUUUGCUGGUGAUGAUGUCAGUGAACCUGAAGACGACGAGGAAUUCGAGGCACUUUACAGAGAACACGUGGAAUUGUAGAAAAAUCUAAACAAAGCCUUUACUCGAAAGGAAGAAACAAAGGUAGAUGCAUUUGGAAGACAAAAGCAAAAAAAACCUUGGGCUACGGGGCAAUAAGCCUGCCCAGAAUUGGUCAGCGCCAAACAAGUUGAACCAAAUACGCUGAAAGGCCAUUAUGCCACCCACAACCACUGUUGAUUAUGGAAAUAAAACUAUUUGAUUGUAUAUUUUUACAUAAAUGUAUUUUCUCGUACGCAUUUGAUUUAGUUUUUAUUUUAGGCUAGUUAAACAUUAAGAAUUCAUACCACACUUCGUUUCGAUCUAGUUCCGUCAUUGUCAACAUCAUCAUAUUACCAAUCAAUCAUAAUCUUCAUAAUAUAUAUGUAUAAUAAAGAAGUUUGAAAAAUCCAGUUACAGAGCUUGGGUUAAUCGUAA
Drosophila rhopaloa is the source of this 1603-nucleotide messenger RNA. Its product is annotated as box C/D snoRNA protein 1. Lineage: Eukaryota; Metazoa; Arthropoda; Insecta; Diptera; Drosophilidae. The coding region runs from base 185 to 1189 and encodes 334 amino acids. The record is from RefSeq and is a predicted model, not a curated record. Gene Ontology annotation, cellular component: pre-snoRNP complex; nucleus. Gene Ontology annotation, biological process: maturation of LSU-rRNA from tricistronic rRNA transcript (SSU-rRNA, 5.8S rRNA, LSU-rRNA); snoRNA localization; box C/D snoRNP assembly. The transcript has 3 exons.